AUGCAAUCAAUUGACCUCAAUUACUUGCAACAGAAGUCAAAUGAAUGUAUUCAGGAGCGGCAUGCUCCAUCUAGCUUGUACACUACCUACGCGUGCUGCCAGGCCACCAUGGCUGUUCCUCAAAGUUACUCUACGCGUUUUGUGCCGAACGGAUCGUCGCCUGCACGGAGAAGCGAACUCGCCAGCCGAAUUGUUGCGCAGAAAAACUACCUUUCCUACUGUAGGGAUCCCCUGGAGUGUGGCGGGGCGAUUUCCCUACAGCAGCCUUCCCAGUGCCUUCCGACCGCGCCAUCACAGCAGGGAGGCAGAGCUUCCAUGUUUUUUGAUGAGGAGCGUUUCGAUGAGACCCGUGUAGUGUUCAUCAACGGUGAGCCACACAAAGUAAGCAGUGGUCACCAGAGCGAACGUACGCUCUACGGGUUGGACUCUCCAACCGCUGCCAUUCGAGAUGUAGUGGUGGCCGCUGCUGCAAACCAAGCCAAGAAAUCGAAUGCCGUAUCUUCCUCAGGAGGAGCACGAAAAAGACUGUAUGGACCCCAGCAGCAGAGUUCUACCACCAGACAUGUUGCCGAAGCCAAGAGGCAAAGCGUUGGAAGCAAUGGAGCAUGCAAAGAACAGCACGGAAAGGGUAGUACCUCCCCUGACAGAUAUCGUGACUACCUUUCUCCAUCUGGACGGGUCUACCGCCUUUUCCGUCUCCACAAGCGGCACCUUCCACCCAUCGGGGAAAGUGAAAAAGCGAAAGGCUUCUCAAUCCAUGCGAACGGUGCGAAGGAAACAUCACGAACUAAACAGCCAAGGAAUCGCGGGUCAGCUGAAUGUGACCGUGAAAUCAACGGCAGGUGCGAGGUGAGGGAAGAUCAAGUAGCAGCAGACCACCCCAGCAGCGGGUGGAAGCCGGUAAAAGAUGGCAAGGUAGCGUCACCUCUGCGGAAAGGGCGCAUAACAAAGCCGCACAAGUCUCACAAAGCUUCGAAAAAUGUGCGAGGCAAACACAACGGACGGCGUCAGCUUGACGCUGCCUCUCAUCAGAACAGUUGCGCCACAAAACAUAAAUGCAGACGCUGCCAACAUAGUUUGAGCUCAACAUCUCCAAGAAAUGCGCCAUCUGAGUCCUCGUCGUGGUUGCUUUCUCCAUCAGCGAGCCCAUUUGAAGAUAUCGCGGACACGCGCACAGGCGGUCAUGAAUGUGAUGGCGCUUCAUCAUGCAGGGAGCGUCGCCAGCGUUCCCAUGACCAUCAUGGUGCGUUGCAGAACGACAGAGAAGAUCGCCGGCUUCCACCAAUCGGAGGGGACCAGUGGCACCGUCCAGCGCCCCCUCCACCUUUGCAUCGCUCCAGUCGCCCGCGUGAUGCGCAUAGGCGCAGACGUCAACACCACGAAGGUGGGAGGCACAUCACGAAACAAAGAGGAAGCCGUAGCGAUGUUCUUUCGGACUCGAGUGAACUCUCGUCAUCGCUUUCUGACUCUGCCGUUUGUGUGUGGUCCUCUUUGUCUAGUAGCAUCGAUAGGGCGAGUGACACGUCCGACUGCGUGGUCAUGGAUAAGCCGCAGCGGAGUCCACCGGAAGAGCACUGGCAACGGAGGGGCACUGCACGACACAGACGCGCGGGAAGUGCAUCGCCGCUUCUUUCGGAGGGCGAUGGCAAGGAUCAAGCGUUGCUUGGAUGCUCAAGGAGCUGCUCGAGUGACAGAGACCCGGAGUGGGAGGAUGCGGACUCUACUUCAUCUCCCUCCUCGUCCACGUCGCUGUCAUCUUCGGAGCUGAGUUCAACUUCAACGUGGAGUGCUGAGGUGCGGAGGCCACGAGGCCGCGACGGUCGCCAACGUCAUCGCCGCAGCGCUUACUCACCUCCAUCUCCGUCGCGCAAGGGAAGAAGGCCGGGGGCGAGGGGUUCUGCAUCAAAUCGUCAUCGAAGGCGCGAUGGGGACAAGGCGCGGAACACGAGGAGACCCAUCCGUUCAUCAUCCUCGCCGAGCUCGUCAAGUGAUGAUUCUGGUUCAGACAGGAGCCCCGGCAAAUCUCGGGCGCGCUCCAGAGUUGCCCAGGCGACACAGCGACGGCCCCACUCACGUACUCUACCGCCCAUCGUCCACGCAGUUGUCCCAGCUCACCUGCCAGGGGUGCUGCCACCUUUGAUGGAGGAGGUGCUGGCAAGUACGCGCUAUGCUACGUCUGCGGCAACGCCGCUGGCACAGAGACUACAGAUAGCCCAGGCGACUGACGCCACCCACAGCUGCGGGAGCCCGGCCGUCCCGCCACCGCGCUUAGAGCAGGGUACAGCUGGCAAAGGAGUAGGCCAGUCCCACGACACCGUUGACUCGACGCAGCGCGCGCACCAGAAGAUGUCCACAUCUCCGCUGCAGGUGAACCGUUUCGGUGACUUGGUGACCCCGUCUGCCGCGUUAUCUGGUCCCGUCUGCACGUCGGCACAGGCUGACGACAGCGACAAGGGGGCCUCGCCCCAACAGCAACCGUCUCACAAGACGGGGGGCCCGACACCAUCACCGGCAACGGAGCCGCUGGACUUGGACUACAUUACAGAGCACGUGCUAAGGGUCAUUCAGAACCGUUUGGCCGGCAAAGACAACGCGCACGAGGACGACGCUGCGACAGCGUUGCGCAAGCGCGAGGCAGCGGGGCGCGAGCGUGCUCGUCAGGAGGAGGUAAGAGAGGCGGUGAAGCGGGCAGCCGAGCAAGCGCGGCUGCGUGAUCUUCUUCGAGAGGCCCAGCAAGAGGCACGCCAGGCGCGAGGAGAGCAGCUAUCCUUAAGCAGUCUAACGGACUCGCUGCGGUUUGUGCUCGCACAGAUCACCCGUCUUAUGGAACAUGGCGACGGCGCCGGUGAUGACACGGCGCAGCUUGGCCUAAUGCACAAGGCCACACAUAAGGACGGCAACCCAUCAACGGCGGUUGGGACGCUGAACUCAAGCACACUACUUUACGGUGCUGCUGGGCACGAUGCAAUGACGCCGCCGGAUGCAGGCGCUAGUGGUGGUAGUGGAAGUAACACCGGAGAUACGGCCGUAGCGGUCGAGGGCGGCCACGCACCGUCUUUGCCCGAUUCGGCCCUGGAUGCAGCGACGCUGCAGCGGCUGAUUACAGAGCUUCGACGACGACGUCACGGCCACCAACUCGAGCUGCGCCUCCAGCGGCAGAGGGAAGAGGCGGAGGCCAAGGCGUUGGAGGCAGCUCAGCAGCAGCAGCAGAAGCAAGAACUCGAUGAGCUUGUCGCCAAUGAGCAUCAGGCCCGCGCCAGUCUGCACAGAACUGAGGAAGAGGCGUUGGACGAGGUGCUUGUCAGAGCUGCGUCGGCUCUGGAGGAGGCCAUCGGUAGAAUGAUGGGGGCCCAGUUUAGGGCCCGCAUGCUACUGUGCGAGGAGGAGUUCAACAAGCGCACAGAGAUCGUCGUCACCGAGGAGGAAGAGGCAGCCGACUUCUGGCAUUUCGCCGCGGAUCUUUGGCAGGCUGCCGAAGACGCGGAGGCGGAAAGACUGCAGGCGGAGGCUGAGCGCAUGGAGGAGGAAGCUGUAACCGCGAAGAUUUCCAAGGGUUGCAAUGGGUUAGGCCAGCGCAGCAGCGGCAGCGGCACUCAGUCCACCGCUGGCGUGGAGAAGAUUGUGCUGUCGAACCUCAUUCCUGGUCAGCUGCUCGGCAUCAAGGGAGGGAAGUCCAUCGAAAAUGGCGGCAAGAUCCGCCUUAUAGGCGAUCCGCACGUCGAAGCCGUGGAGGCGCAUGCGCGGGAGCGCCGCCGUCUUGAUCGUCUGCGCCAGCAGCGGCUUGCCUCCGGUUUGCCAUCGCACCCUGGGACGAACAAAGCCAACGACGCAGGCGGCAGCCGACUUUCCAGCCGUCAGCCUUCGACGGUGCGCACGGGCUUCACCGGCGGUGCUGUCAGUGCGCUGAAGCCUUACAGUCGAGCAUCGUCGCACAAUUUUCCAGUGUUGUCGCCUGGCCGGCUUUCACAGGACGAGAGUAAUCGAGUUGGCGAGCGGUCGUCAAGCCAAAGCCGCCUGCCUAGUCGGUCGAACUUUGUGUCGGACGGCGAUGUCGACUUGGAAGUCUACGGACGCCAAGUUGAAAUGAUGUCCAAGAGGCGCAGCCGCCCCUCGUUGCCGACUUCUGCGCGAGGCACCCCCGUGAAGGGCAGCGCUGAAAUUGCCACCAGGCCAUACAAUAAGCGGCCUAGCGAGGGGCUGCUGUUCAUGGACAUGUACUCCUCGGAGGUUGGGCACUAG
This is a messenger RNA of Leishmania mexicana MHOM/GT/2001/U1103, 4239 nucleotides long. RefSeq lists its product as hypothetical. Bases 1 to 4239 code for a protein of 1412 amino acids. Lineage: Eukaryota; Euglenozoa; Kinetoplastea; Trypanosomatida; Trypanosomatidae. The transcript has a single exon. The record is from RefSeq and is a predicted model, not a curated record.